UACAUAUACAAGGAACACAUGUACAGGUAUUUUAUUAGGUCCUUGCGAUUUUGAAACUCACCCUCGUUGAAUACAGAAAGAAAGAAGAAGGCAAGAGAAAGAGAGAGAAAGAGAGAGAGAGAGAAAGAGAGAAAAAGAGAGAGACAGACACGGAGAAUAGAGCGGAAGUAGAUUUGGCGGAGACCAAGAAAAGGGUGCUUUCUAGCGCGUCGAGUAUCAGAAAGAUAUUUUUCAUUUGCGUCGAAUCCGUGUAACGAGAGAAGUAAAAUGUCCACGAUGAGUGUCGUCUCGAACUCUUCCGUCGAGGUGGACUCGGAUUCUUCAAACGACGUGUCGAGCAAGGACGACAAUAGUGCCGAGAGGAAGUUCAUCCUACGCAACGAGCUGUACAAUAGUCUGCUGGCGAGCGCCUUAGGCAAAACUGUGCUCAACAGGCAUCUCAAUUUCAAAGAGCAGGGGAUUAAUUUCAAUCUCGCGAACCUCAAGGACAACCUGAACGCGCUCGGUGCACUGAAGGAGUUAAAAGACCUGAAGGGUUUGACUGUCAGCAGCGUGCCCGCCUUCCCGAGGAACUUGGCCCUUCAUCGGGAAGAUCACGAUGAGAAAACCUCGUUCGCGUGGUCGGAGGGUGGCGAAGAAGGCGGUGGUGGUGGAGGCGGUGGUGGCGGUGGAGGGACGGGCGGGGCAGGAACAGGUGGCACGGGCCCAGCGGCCGCCGGAGGUGGAGGACUGGCCCAUUGGGUCAGUGUUAUGGCGGAACACAUUCACAAUCCGCACUCGGCCACUGGCGUCAGUGUUCAUCAUCAACAGCAAUCCCCACCUCAGCCGCCUUACCCGUGGAACAAUGGCCUUUCCAGUGACCAAUGCGCGCCGCACGACAAGGAAAGCGACUACUGGGGUGGCGGCCGGGGUGCGAAACAAGGUUACGAGCACUUUCUGUUACAGGCGAAGAUGAACGCGGAUCACGGCCAGCUGCAAAAAGGUGAUGAGCAGUACCGCGGCGCCGGCGGCUCGAGCAGCGGGAGUCCGCCCGCGAGUUUGCUGGUGGUGCCUCAACCCCUCACCGUCAAGCCUUCGCAUCCAUCGCAUCUGAAUCCGCAUCUCGGUGGGCCUCACUCGCAUCCGCCGAGGAAGUACCAGUGCAAGAUGUGUCCUCAGAUAUUCGGUAGCAAGGCGGACCUGCAACUCCACACACAGAUCCACAUGCGCGAGGCGAAGCCGUACAAGUGCACGCAGUGCUCCAAGGCGUUCGCCAACUCCUCGUACCUGUCUCAGCACACGAGGAUCCACCUGGGCAUUAAGCCGUACCGCUGUGAGAUCUGCCAGCGGAAGUUCACCCAGCUAAGCCACCUACAGCAGCACAUUCGCACGCACACCGGCGACAAGCCAUACAAGUGUCGGCAUCCGGGCUGCACGAAGGCGUUCAGCCAAUUGAGCAACCUGCAGAGCCAUUCCCGGUGCCACCAAACCGACAAGCCGUACAAGUGUAACUCCUGCUACAAGUGCUUCUCCGACGAGCCGAGUCUGCUCGAGCACAUACCGAAGCACAAGGAGUCGAAGCACCUCAAGACGCACAUCUGCCAGUACUGCGGCAAGAGUUACACGCAGGAGACCUAUCUGGCCAAGCACAUGCAGAAGCACGCCGAGCGUACCGACAAGAGACCGCCGAUCAUCGGCACCGGUCUCAGGCCGUCGAUACACGCGAUGACCGCCCAUCACCAGGACUACUGGCCGAAGGUCAGCCCGGACUCGGUCAUCGGCGACCUGCACGAGAGGCUGCCGCAUCAUCACCACCCCGAGUAUCACCAGAACCAGAAUCCGGAGAUGUUGCUGCCGGGCCACGGGCCGGGCCACCGCGGCGAGUCGAUCGAGAACGACUCGAGGCAACAGACGCCGCAGCCAGGCGCGAAUCAUCACCCCAACAGCAGCUCGGCCUUCACGCCCAUCUCCUCGAUCUCGAUCAACUCGAUCUCCUCCAUGCAACACCCCCUCAACCCCCUCAACCACCUGCACUAUCCCGGUGGCCACCAUCCGGCGUCGCGACCGUACCUCUACGAGGCGUUCAACACCACGCAGAAGUCGUCGCCGACGUCCUCGUCGUCCGGCGUGACGCCCGGCACCGCCAGCAACCAGAACGCCACGUCCUUCCCGAACCAGCUCAUCAGCCUCCACCAGAUCAGGAACUAUGCCCAUCAGCCGAACCUCGGCAACCUCGGCAACCUGGGCAAUCUGGGGAAUCUCAGCAAUCUUAGCAAUCUCAGUGCCACGAUGGAGAGUCACGCGCUGCUGGGUGGUCUCAAGGAAAAGCAGUAACUCCGGUCGGUCUUGGAGAUUAGCUUAAUAAAGCACUCGUUUUCCACUAGGCUCUCAAUCUCCUUUAUAGUUUCGCCCUCUCCACCUCAUCGCGCUUCUCCCUUUUUUCUUUUUUUUUUUUCUUCUGCUUUCCAUGACGACACGACGCGAUUCACGCUCGCUAUUCUCUCACCUCCCUUUCCCCGCCUCUCGUUAUCCACCUCCUUCCUUCUUCUCCUCCUCCGCUCCUUUUCUCCCUUCGUCGCUCCUCUCACUGUUCGAUUGUCAUCGCCCUACCCCGCCUCCCGUCUCCGUGAUCUCUUAUUUUAUCCGUCUAAUUUAUUUUCCACGUGGUGACGUGCGCGAAUUCGCCCGUGCGAGCUUCACAGAAAACGAGACCCUCGAGACUUUCGGUAGUGCUCGCUGGUGUUUAUCAACUUUGUUUCGCGUAUUGCGCGCGUGCGCACACAUACACGGGUAUAUGCAAGAGUGACGGAGAAGAUCUCUCUCGUCGUGAUCUACCGAUGGGGAAACGCGCACGAUGAAUACCGACACACUAGGAAAUAGGUAAGAAAUGCGAGGCGAGAUCGAUUGGAGAUGUGCGCUCGAAGAUGUAGACAGUUUUCGAGAGAACCUACAUCUCUCUCCCCUUUUCUUUUUUAGUGUUUUUUUUUUUAUCUUCUUCUUUUUUCUUAGUGUUACUCCCCUUCUCUCGUCUUUUCUCCUCCUCCCUUAGUUAGACUCGUAUUUAUUAGGUCGUUGCUUGGAACCUGUGUUUCUGGCCUGGGGUUGGAUUGGUUUGGGGUUUGAUUUUUCAGUCGACGGUGUGCAGUCUCGUACGAUCUCCAAAGCUGAGAAGCUCGAGUCUAAUUCUAAAUCCAGACCCGAGUGUCUGACGUAUAUGCGAGGAAACUCAAGCAGCGGCUGCGACAAAUACGGUCCUUGGUCCUUGGACUUUGUUUCGAUCGCGCGUGUAAAUCUGACUCACUUGUUUUAUCAUGGCUACGUCGGCCGCCAACGGGGAGGAACCGGCCGUUGUGCACUCGGGGGCAGAUUUUCGACUUGAAACUUUGUUCUUUAGGCUCCGCGUUGCCGCGUUGGAACGAAGAAAUCCGGGCGAGCGAGUGACCGGUCCGCGAGCGAAAUUAACGACAUUUCGACGCAGCAAUGACCACUCGAUGUAACUCAUUUCGCUUUAAAUAAUAGUAAUAAUGGCAAUAAUAAUAACAAUAACCCAAGUAGGAGCGAUAUAAUAGUAAUGACAAUAGUAAUAUAUAAUAAUGGCGUACCGAUGAUAACGACGACCGGUGAGGCGAUAAUCAUUUCUUUAUUUGUGCAUCUGUGCAUGUAUUUGUGCACAUAUUCAUGAAUUUCUUAAUAUAUGCACGUACUUGUUGUAUUCAUUUGUGUAGCGUCUGUCUACAAAGGGCUCUCCGUGCGGCUUUUUCAAAGUGUACGUGCCGCUUUUUUGCUUUGCGUGUGCCGCGUGUGUAUAUGUGUAUGUAUAUAUUCCUAUAUAUUUCGCGCGCGCACGCGCGUGUGUGUGUGUGUGUGUGUGUCUGCGUCUCUUUAUAUGCCCGUCUUGCACUUUUUCACUGGUUUCCUCUCUGCUUUGUUUUAUCACUGAUAUCUCCGCGCAAUUGCGUCCUGCAAUACUUUUCCUACCCGGUCUGUUCGUAAUACCUACGUUCCCUUAUGCGUUCCUCUCGAGUUCAUUACGACACGAUAUUCGCAUUUAUCUCGUCCCAUCGCGUACAAUCUCUACUUUCGUCGGCUAAAUUCCAACGUUGUGCAUUCUCCCUCGGCUUAUUUGUCCGCCAAAGACGAUCUGUUUGUCGGCUGGCCGCGGCGAAAUCUUAAAUUAAUUAAAACCCAAGUCGCAGGCCGCAGCGUAACGAGAAACUUAAAAUCCGCGACGGGAAUCUCGCAAGCCAUACAUGCUCUCGAUGAAAUUCGACCGUGUAAAAAAAAAGUAUAACUUUACAGUUUCAUUAUAUCGAUGAAAACCAUCGCGCGCCGCCUCUCUCGUUAGACAAGUGCGUAGUGAAAAAAAAAAAAAAGAAAAAAACAUUUCUGCGAGCGCGCGGUUUCUCAGAAACGAGAGAAGAGACCGUGUAAAAUCCACUCGAUUAAAUUUCUCGUUUAACCUCGUCGUACGCGCCAUGUAGGCGAUGUAUCGUAAAAUCAAGUCGAUAAAAAUUUCUCGCUCAAGCACACAAGUUCGGAGUCUACUUGGUCUCGCGAGGGGAUCCCCGUUGGAAAUGCGCGGCGCGUCUCGAAGUAGGAAUAUUACGUCCCGAUGACGUUCACCGGGACGUAGCCUCGAGGUGCUCCUUAGAAAAGCACUCUCGACGUGUACGGGGAAAUGAGUAACGUAAGCGAGAGAAAACACGCGAAAGAAAAGAAGAUGGAGGAGUGGGCGAUGGAGCGUGAAAGAGGGAGUCGCGCGCGUAAUCAAGUUGAACUUGAGGAUAAUCCGUCGAAUUCGCGAUUACGAACGUGAAAAGCAGCGCGGUCGACGACGCACGCCUCAAUCGUCGAACACCGAAUGACACAGAAGACACGUCGAAGAGAGAGAGAGACGCGGCCGCCCCAACCCCCGACACGCUUUCGAGUACAUUUCUGCGGGAUGACUCCGCGGCAUUAUAUCGGCCCACGAGGAUGGAAAUCAUUAGCCGUUCUAUCAGCGGGAAAUUACUUCGAUAUCCGUCGGCGGGC
Messenger RNA from Harpegnathos saltator (Jerdon's jumping ant), 5010 nucleotides. RefSeq names its product zinc finger protein rotund. NCBI's taxonomy places the organism in Eukaryota, Metazoa, Arthropoda, Insecta, Hymenoptera, Formicidae. Gene Ontology annotation, cellular component: nucleus. The record is from RefSeq and is a predicted model, not a curated record. Gene Ontology annotation, biological process: regulation of transcription by RNA polymerase II. The coding region runs from base 268 to 2313 and encodes 681 amino acids. Gene Ontology annotation, molecular function: DNA-binding transcription factor activity, RNA polymerase II-specific. The transcript is spliced from 6 exons.